This is a messenger RNA of Amblyraja radiata (thorny skate), 4816 nucleotides long. RefSeq names its product calbindin 2a (gene calb2a). Gene Ontology annotation, molecular function: calcium ion binding. The coding region runs from base 147 to 953 and encodes 268 amino acids. Gene Ontology annotation, biological process: regulation of presynaptic cytosolic calcium ion concentration; regulation of long-term synaptic potentiation. Gene Ontology annotation, cellular component: nucleus; cytosol; dendrite. The transcript has 12 exons. Lineage: Eukaryota; Metazoa; Chordata; Chondrichthyes; Rajiformes; Rajidae. The record is from RefSeq and is a predicted model, not a curated record.
AGGAGCUGGCGGCGGGGAUGUUUGGUGCCGCAAGACCCAGAGCGUGGCGCCCCCCGCAGGUGGCUCGGCGAACUGCGGCAGCAAAGGGAUAAAAAGGAUGCGCUCGGGCAGCGGCAGUUCCAAACGGGUCCGGGCUUGUGCACACGAUGGCCGAGAGGCAGCUCCCACCUUACCUGAACCUGGCCGAACUCACCGCCUCCCAGUUCCUGGAAGUCUGGAAACAUUACGAUGCAGACGGUAACGGGUACAUUGAGGGCAAAGAACUGGAGAAUUUCAUCCGAGAACUGCAGCGAGUGAGGAGAGGCGCCGGCGUGGAAAUACAGAUGAGGGAAUUUAUGGAAAAAUACGACAAGAAUGCGGAUGGGAGGAUUGAGAUGGCAGAGCUUGCCCAGAUUCUCCCAACAGAAGAGAACUUCUUGCUGUGCUUCCGGCAGUGUGUACGGUCCAGCGGAGAGUUCAUGGAGGCUUGGCGGAAAUACGAUUCAGACUGUAGCGGGUACAUCGAAGCAAAUGAACUGAAGAGCUUCCUGGCGGACCUCUUGAAGAAAGCAAACAAACACUACGACGACAAGAAGCUGCAGGAAUACACACAAACAAUACUGAAAAUGUUUGAUGCAAAUGGCGAUGGGAAACUGGGUCUUUCAGAGAUGGCACGUUUAUUACCUGUCCAUGAAAAUUUUUUGCUAAAGUUUCAGGAUGACAGAGGAUCAAAGGGCAUGAAACUGAAUGCCGAGGAGUUCAAUGCAAUAUUCACAUUUUAUGACAGGGAUGGAAACGGUUACAUCGACAGUCAUGAGCUAGAUGCAUUACUGAGAGAUUUGUAUGAGAGAAAUAAAAAGGAGAUGGAUAUUAAGAAAGUAACUGCAUACAAGAAAAAUAUCUUGUCCCUGUCGCAUGGGGGCAAACUAUAUCGGCGGGAGCUGGAGAUGAUCCUGUGCACGGAGCCAUUGUAGGGAGAGAUCCAUCAACAAAUUAUGUAAUCCACGCCCCCACCCACCCCACAGAACAUCACCCAGCGCAUGUGCAGUGCGUUCUGGAAACCACAAAUGUGCUUGCAUUGCAGAUUACAAAAUGUCACAAGGGACAAUUCACACAGCAGUCGUCAUUAUUUUCUAUGUAUCUCCUUUUCUGCAUUUUAAAGCAACAAUCUAUACAGCGAUAUACAUAUACACUGUAAUAUAUUUAAAAAAAGCACAUUGUGUUUUGGUAAAUCCUCUUGGUUGCCAAAGGUAUGCCCGAGAUUUAAAGCAGAAAGUCAGUUAUCCAUGAGGCAAAUUUUUUUGCGUGAUUUUGGUACAUUGUACUGUUGUUUUCAUCACUUUGUCCUGACUCUGAAAUUGGAUGGUCUGUAGAAUAAAUGGUAAACUAGAUUAUGAGCUCAUCUGGGACCCAUCAAAGUGAAAGCCCAGAGGGUGUUAGUAACUUCCCAUAUUUUAUCCGCAUUCCCAUAUUUUGUCCCCAUUCAUAUUUCUUGUGGAUCUGCCCUUCACCACUAUAUCUGCCUUUCCCACUGUCACCAUCCCCCCCACCCACCCCUCUUUCCAAGCUCAAUGGUUGAAAUAUAACUCAAUUGUUUAGGUUGUUCAGUUAAGGGAAAUUAAAAUGUUAAAUUCAGAAAAUUGGGACUGAAGAAGAAUGUUGCACAGAACCUCUUCAUCCAAAGAGUAUUUGAGAUAAGAAGUGCAAACCCAAUUUAUGGGGAAGGAUAUUGAAGAAGUCAUCAAUCACCGUGCAGAGCUACUCUGUUUCGGAUACCAAAAUCAAAAUACAAUUGAUGCUGACAAUCUGGUAUAAAUAAGGAAAUUGAGGAGGUCAGGCGCAUCUGGAGAAAAGGCCAAGGUCAACACUAGUGGUCAAUGACCUUUCAUUGAAACUCACAAAAUGGUCUAUGGCCUGAACUGUCAGCAAUUUCUUUACCCACAGAUGCUUCCUGGCAUGCCAAGUAUUGCCAGCUUUUCUCUGGUCUGAGAAGGUGGGCAGGUGAGAUUAGGUGGUUAGAAAGAGCCCCUUCUGCCCAACUGAACGAGCUCAGCUUACAGAACAUGGGUGGUAGGGAACGAAUGUGAUCAAGCCACCGGUCUGUUUAUCAUCUGCCAAAUAUCACUGCAAAUUGUAAUUAGUGUAUGACCUAUGAUAUUUAAACAUGAGACUGGGCAGACUUACUUGAUAUGAACCCAGUUGAUGGGGGGGGGGGAGGUCAAUGGUGUAAAUACAAUGUUAAAGUCUCUCAGUCAUGCAAAUGUAAAUAAUAGUAAUCAGUGAUGUAAAUAGAGUAUUAUAGUCUGUGAGGUAAAUGUAGUGCAUUCCAACAUGGGUUUGCAGUUCAGCAUGUAAUGGCACACCUUCAAAACGCCAGUGAUGUACAUACAAACAUUACAGCCUAUAGAGGAAAUGCAACCCAGCAGUUUGUCCUGUUAUAUGAUGCAAGCACAAAAAAACAUAAUUUGCCUGGGAUUAGUUAUUUAUCAGUCGAUCAGUGGUGUGAAUAUAAACAUUAAAGAUUGUCAGAGGUCAAUGGAUUAUCAAUUGCUGUCUAUUAAUUAUGUAAAUAUAAAAUUUUCAUUCUCAUAAUGUCUAAUUUGUUCUGAAAUGACAUGCAUAAUCUAGAUUCUAUUCAUCUAUCCAGCAAGUUAAUGCAAAUAUUGAUUGCUCAGAUAAGCUGCUACUAUCUAUUCUAACAUAUGCUUUUCACUUGAAUGGGGGGGAGGCCAGGAGAAUGGACAGUAGUUGACAAUGUGGUUAGAGAAGAAGGAGACUUCAUGUAAAUGAGGGGGUACAACCAUUACAAGAGGCAUAAGAGCAAUUAGAUCUGGGGAUAUCUGCAAAAUUUAUUGAAAGUAGCAGCAGAGAUUGAGAAAGUUGCUUUAAAAAAGCUUUCAGGUUCCUGGGCUUUUUGUAAAGCUAGAGUACAAGAACAAGGAAUAAUGAUAAAUCUUUAUAAAACUGGUUCAGCAGAACUGGAGGAAAGAUGUAAAUGCUCAGAAGAAAGUGUGGAAGAGAUUUACUGAAGUGACUCCAGGGAUGAGGGACUGCAGUUCUGUAGAUGGACAGGAGAGGCUGAGAUCAUUCUCCCUAGAACAGAAUAGGUUGUGCAGAGAACUGACAAAGGGAUGGAAUAUCACAAAGGGUAGAGACAGACUUGAUUUCUUUUGACAAAGGGGUAACAAACCAAGGACAGAGUGAAAGUGAUUGAUGACAUUGGCAAAAACUGCUUCAGGCAACAAGAGGUUUGAGGUGGAAUGUGCAGUCGGGAGAUCCAGUUGUAGUGUCCAAGAAGGAGAGGAGAUAGUGCAUGAAAGAGGAGGUUUUGUGAGGCUCAGGAGGUGAAGAGUAGAACCAGCUUGAUUGUUCUUACAUAAAGCCAGUAUGAAAAUGGGCUGAAAGACCUCCUGACUGAUGUUACCACGGUGUGUCUCUGCAGCAUCCUAUACCUUGAUCUCACCUCUCAGCAUCCUCUGUUCUGGCUGAACACCCUAGUUUUGUUUAUUAUUGGCAUGUGUGGAAAGCCUUUGUUGUGUGUUGUAGAAAAAAACUAUACAUUGAUUACAGUCAAGCUGUCUGCAGUGUACAGAUAAAGAGUACAACAUUUUGUGCAAGACAAAGUCUGAUUAAAGAUAAUUCAAAGGUCUCUGAUCAGAUAGAUGGGAGGCCAGGACCUCACUCUAGCUGGUGAGGGCGGUUUGGUUCUUUUAAGUUCUUGUAUCUCCAUUAUUAUAAAUGAAGCUAUUUUACUAUGUCAUUCUUAGGGAUUAUUCUGUGCAUUCCCUCCAAAGCUUGAGUUCCUGGACCUGGACACAUUGCUGGAGGUUGGGUCUGGAUAUGAUGCAGUAAUGCUUGAUGACACCUUCUUGGAUUUAUACUCUCAUUGCCAGAGCAGCCGAUCUUGGCUUACUGAUGUAGGAUUAGGAAUGGAAAGUGAGCAUUAUGUACAAAGGCAGCUGGUAAUACUUUGGAACCUGCUAGUCACAUCAUGGAAGUCCUGAGUCUCCACUACCAAAUGAUUCAACAUACAACUCAGAUAGCACAGUUAAAUUCUGAUAAUCCACUAUCCCAAUAAAUCUCCAGUGUUCAGCAUACUGGUUCACUCAUUACACAUCCAGUCCUUAUUAUCCACAGACCUGGCAUCAGCGGCGGACUGGCCAGGGUGUCAGCUUGCCCGAUGUGAAGUGGGCCCCCUUUGUCUCCUGGCAACCAAUAUUUUUAGACCCAGUUCGCCACUGCCUGCUAUCUAUGUACGUAGGAGAUCGGCCAUACAUACUGCAUUUGUAACCGGAGUCGGAAUUGGAAACACCGGGUGGACUUGCCGCUGAAUGUGGACCAGGUAAGCAAUCAGAGUAAGGACCACCAAACUUAGUUUACCCAGCAACCUUAAAAGGAUUUCAGGAAAAUAAGUAAAGUUCCGGCUCUUGAUUGCUCCCCAGUGAAUCCCAACAGAAAAUGAUUUUAGUUGAUAUUCAGAGAGAGUAACGUCACACUUAGUAGAAUCUGUCUCAAGAAAUAAAUGUUCUACUGACAAUCCUUGCCUGGGCUCUGUUUUUAAUGAGGAGACAGACCACUAUCAAUGCCAUUUCAUGGUACAUUAACGAUAACCAGUGCUUUCAAGUGAGGAGGUGACACGAUUAGAGGGCAAAAAUCACUGAUGCAAAUAAUAACCCAGCUGUCUGAUAACUGACCUUCUGCUGACCAUUAAGUUGUUUUAUUUGCAUUGUACAUGAAUUGGUUUUAGUUUUUACCCAAGUCUCCUGUUUAGAUAAUCUGUAUAAUGGCUACAAAGCUACGUUGCUCCAAAUCAAUUAAAUCUUUUCAUUGAACAAUA